AUGACCAAACCCAUCCUGGUAAAAAACACUAAAGAAAUGAUAACAUACUUGGACUUUCCUGAAUGCAUUAAACUAGCCGAUUUGGGCUGUUCGUCGGGACAAAACACGUUCAUGGUCAUGUCUGAUAUCGUUAACACAAUCAAUGCAUUAUGUGAAGAAAGGAACAAAAACCCUCCAGAGAUAGAUUGUUGUCUGAACGAUCUCCCUGGUAAUGAUUUCAAUACGACGUUCAAGUUCAUAACGUUCUUCAAAGAUAUGCUCACAAGCAAAAUACCAUGCUUUGUCUCUGGAGUACCUGGUUCCUUUUACACAAGGCUCUUUCCUCGUAAGAGUCUCCAUUUCAUUCAUUCAAAUUACAGUCUUCAUUACCUCUCUAAGGUUCCUGACGGACUGGAUAAGAACAAGACGAGUGUGUACAUAACAGGUUCAAGUCCUAUAAUUGAACACAAGACUUAUUUGAAUCAAUUUCAAAAAGAUUUUACGACAUUUCUAAGAAUGCGUUCUGAAGAAAUGGUAUCUAGUGGACGCAUGGUUCUCACAUUAAUAGGUAGAAAGACUCUUGAUGAUCCAUUGUAUAGAGAUUGCUGUCAUUUUUGGACGUUGUUAUCCCAAUCUCUCAGUGACCUAGUUUUCGAGGGUCUUGUGAGUGCAUCAAAGGUGAAUUCGUUUAAUGUGCCGUUUUAUGAUCCGAACGAAGAAGAAAUGAGAGAAAUUAUAAGAAACGAGGGUUCAUUCAUGAUAAACGACUUGGAGACACAUGUAUUUGAUCUCGGCGACAGUAACGAAGAUCAUGGCGUGCAAUCAGAUAGAGGUAAAGCAGGGGAGAAAGAAGCUAAGUGCAUAAGAGCAGUGACUGAAACGAUGCUUAUAGCUCACUUUGGAGAUUCCAUUAAUAUGGAUACAUUGUUUGAAAAAUAUGCAAAUCAUGUGUCGCAGCAUGCUAACUGCAGGAACAAAACAUCUGUUAGUCUAGUUGUUUCAUUAAUCCGGAAAUAA
This is a messenger RNA of Eruca vesicaria subsp. sativa (arugula), 996 nucleotides long. NCBI's taxonomy places the organism in Eukaryota, Viridiplantae, Streptophyta, Magnoliopsida, Brassicales, Brassicaceae. The record is from the annotation of a GenBank genome assembly.